UAGGCAUCGACGGUUUGGUGAUUGCGCAAGCCGAUCGGAGCUUCCUUUUCUUUCUACUGGCAAUGGCCGCUACCAGGAAGUAGGGCAACCGGAUGGUUUGCAAGACCUCAAAGUUAGCCAAAGAAAGAAAGAAAUAUCCACCCGCCCCCCCAGGGUCAUCUGAUCAGUAAUGACUGGGAACAUGGCCACCACCAGGAAUGCUUCACAGCUCUUCUUGGUAUUUUUCUUGUUGCUUUUUUGCCUACCUGUAGUGGAAGCUUUAGAUAUGGGUGAUGCAUUAGCUUUGCUGCUAGGUGUGGCUCUUAGUUGUGUUGGAUUCUGUGCCUGCCUCGGUCUAUAUGCAAGAAGACAACAUGGAGAGCAAUGACUUUAAGUCCAAAAUGUUGAGCUGAAGUGCAACUGUCCUGAUGGAUGUUGUUGUAAUUAAGGAAGAGUUUCAAGAUGUUCCCCAACUCAUCAAAUCUUUAUUGCUGUGUACUGCUCAAGAAGAAAGACCAUAAUCGAAAAACUGUGGAGAAAGCUGCUUCAAGUUCAUAAGAACAUUUUAUAUGUAAUUAAGGUGUUGCCUUAAAUGAGAAUGCUACUGGUUUUCAAUUGCAUAUGAAAAAGUUAAUUAUUAACAGAGGUGCAGCAGGAAAUAUAGAGGGGCAAAAGAGAAUAUAGUUUGCAUUCAAAUGAUAUACAGAAAAUAUACGACAUAGGAAACAUAACUAUCCUCAUAAUUAAUUUAGAGAUGAUUGUUUUCAUCUAAUGAAAUAUUUCUCUAUUUCAUUUUUCUCCAAAUCGAACCAAAGUAUUUUGUUGUAAAAUCAAUUUGCUGUGUACCAUCCAAUGUUUUGUUGUUUUCAUCUGGUUACAAUUUAUGUUACGAUUAAUGUUGAAAAGUUAGUCUCCAUUGUCUCCUUAAAGCAUUGCAGAUAUUCUAAUAUAGCAGUAUGUAAUCCAGUGCCAUCAAAUGUUUACUUUAUAACUCCCAUAAUCUCUGACCAUCAGCCAUUUGAUUUAUGAGAAUUGUAAUCUAAAAUAUGGUAGCAGAGUCAUGGGUUGAUUGAAGGAAGAGAUGCCAGAUUUUCCUACUUGUAGAAAUGGGUACAGCCAUUCUUGCCCAUGCAAGCUUAAAUACAUACGAAGCCUGACUUUUUCUUUCUAGUAAGCUUUCUAUUCACUUCAGUAGAACUUGCAGAAAUGUUCCUCAUAGAUUAACUUUUAUGAUUUCUCAGUUCUACAGAAGAAUUGCUGGGAACAAUAUUUAAAUGACCAAACCUUUUCUAUACAGUAUAUAUCUCCUCACUUGUAUUGUUUGCACAUUUUUAAUAAAUUGUGAAACUUUCACUAUUUUCAAAGUAUUGAAUAAGGUAAAGGAUUAAUGGGAAUUGAACAAUGGUUUAUUCUUGGUAACUAAAUAUACUUUAAUAUGAGGUUAACUUAAUAACAUCCAUGCUCUUUAACGUGUCCUUUGCUGCUUUAAUUCAUCCAUGAUUAAAUAUUAGAUAUUGAAAAUAUGCCUAAAAUUAACAAGGGCACUGUUGAAGCUCA
Messenger RNA from Thamnophis elegans (Western terrestrial garter snake), 1536 nucleotides. RefSeq names its product small integral membrane protein 30 (gene SMIM30). The record is from RefSeq and is a predicted model, not a curated record. NCBI's taxonomy places the organism in Eukaryota, Metazoa, Chordata, Lepidosauria, Squamata, Natricidae. The transcript has 3 exons. Bases 170 to 367 code for a protein of 65 amino acids.